AUGGUUGCUCUUAGAAGAUUUGGCUCCCUAUGCCAGUUGGAUCCACUUGACCAUGCUUCUGCAGUGGCCCUUUUCCAUCACUAUGCUCAGUUGAAUCAUAGCAGCUCAUACAUUCCUGAUGAAGUUCUUGUCCAUGAGAUAGUGAAACGUUGUAAGGGUUCGCCGUUGGCGCUUGAGGUCAUUGCUGGAUCACUUUGUCAGCAACCUUUUGAGAAAUGGCAAAAUAUGAAGCAACGUUUAAAGAGUCAAUCCAUUUUUGAGUCUAAUAAAACUAACUUGCUAUGCUACCUUCAACAAAGUCUGGAAAUAUUGGAGGAUAUCAAUGAGAAGGAGUGCUUCAUUUGA
Molecule: messenger RNA, 345 nt
Organism: Vicia faba (fava bean)
Lineage: Eukaryota; Viridiplantae; Streptophyta; Magnoliopsida; Fabales; Fabaceae
Source: the annotation of a GenBank genome assembly